Didymella exigua CBS 183.55 is the source of this 501-nucleotide messenger RNA. RefSeq names its product nuclear cap-binding protein subunit 2. The coding region runs from base 1 to 501 and encodes 166 amino acids. The record is from RefSeq and is a predicted model, not a curated record. Gene Ontology annotation, cellular component: nuclear cap binding complex. Gene Ontology annotation, biological process: mRNA cis splicing, via spliceosome. Gene Ontology annotation, molecular function: RNA cap binding. NCBI's taxonomy places the organism in Eukaryota, Fungi, Ascomycota, Dothideomycetes, Pleosporales, Didymellaceae. The transcript is spliced from 3 exons.
AUGCCCGCACACCGGAGCACCAUCGAGCGCCUGGACAGGCCAAGCUCGUAUGCCACCGCAAAGAAGCGCAGAAGAAACCGCGACGACGAUGAGAGAGGCCCUAGCCCUGAGCCCGAGGACAAGCUCAAGGACGCGACUACCCUCUACGUCGGCAACCUCUCGUUCUACACCACCGAGGAGCAGAUCCAUGAGCUGUUCUCCAAGUGCGGCGAGAUCAAGCGCCUUGUCAUGGGCCUUGACCGCUUCCAGAAGACGCCCUGCGGCUUCUGCUUCGUCGAAUACUACACACAACAGGACGCGCUAGACUGCAUGAAGUACAUUGGCGGCACAAAGCUUGAUGAGCGCGUCAUCCGUACCGAUCUGGACGAGGGCUUCGCCGAGGGCAGGCAGUAUGGCCGAGGAAAGUCUGGCGGCCAGGUGCGCGACGAAUACCGCAACGAGUACGAUCCUGGACGAGGUGGCUACGGCAGGGUCUACGCCGACGAGUACGAUGAGCGAUGA